AUGCUGGUCCUGGGACUCGGAGGUGGAGUGAUACCAACAUAUUUGGAAACCUUCUGUCCUGGCACAAAGGUUUUAUCCGUUGACAACAACCCAGACGUUGUCAAAGCAGCGCAGGAUUUCUUUGCAUAUCGUGGUGAAACCGUGGUGCAAGACUUGCACCACGCACUGGAUGACCUUUCAAGGUCAAGGCCAGAGUCUUUUGAUGCUAUUGUCACAGAUGUUGGCCACAACAUCAAAUUGGACCGCAAGGACAUGCACUACGUGACGAAAUUGCUGAAGCCAGAUGGGUUGCUUGUGGAGAACUUGAGUACUCCAAGCUAUGCAGCUGAUCAACUCCUGAUGUACAAGGAGUUCCUGGGCCAGGUGUCUGAAGAAGUCAGUGCCGGCAAUCAUAUUCUUUUCGGAAGCAAUGAAGCAGCACGGACUUUGGAGCAAUGA
This is a messenger RNA of Symbiodinium pilosum, 438 nucleotides long. NCBI's taxonomy places the organism in Eukaryota, Dinophyceae, Suessiales, Symbiodiniaceae. The record is from the annotation of a GenBank genome assembly.